Lampris incognitus (smalleye Pacific opah) is the source of this 662-nucleotide messenger RNA. RefSeq names its product cardiac myosin light chain-1 (gene cmlc1). The transcript has a single exon. Gene Ontology annotation, cellular component: myosin II complex. Gene Ontology annotation, molecular function: calcium ion binding. NCBI's taxonomy places the organism in Eukaryota, Metazoa, Chordata, Actinopteri, Lampriformes, Lampridae. Bases 1 to 594 code for a protein of 197 amino acids. The record is from RefSeq and is a predicted model, not a curated record.
AUGGCGCCUAAGAAAGUUGAGCCUAAGAAAGCGGAACCUAAGAAGCCUGAGGUGAAGAAGGAGGAGGCUCCCCCCAAACCGGCCGAGCCAGCAGAACCUCCCAAACCCACCAAGGUGGACCUGAAGAGCGUAGUCGUGGAGUUCAGCCCGGACCAAAUUGAGGAGUUCCGCGACGCCUUCAUGCUGUUUGACGAGACCCCGGCCGGCGAGAUGAAGAUCCGCUACGCGCAGUGCGGUGACGUCAUGCGCGCUCUGGGACACAACCCCACCAACGAGGAAGUGCUGAGGCUGCUGGGGAAAGCCACGGCGGAGGAGAUGAACACCAAGCUGCUGGACUUCGACUCCUUCCUGCCAAUGCUGCAGCACAUCUCGCGCUCCAAGGAGCAGGGCUCCUUCGAAGACUUCGUGGAGGGACUGCGGGUUUUUGACAAGGAAGGAAACGGUACGGUGAUGGGGGCGGAGCUUCGCCACGUCCUCGCGACACUCGGCGAGAAGAUGACGGAGGAUGAAGUGGACAGGUUGAUGGUGGGACAAGAGGACGCCAACGGCCACAUCAACUACACCGAGUUUGUCAAACACAUCCUGGCUGGGUAACGGCACUUCCUGUCUGCACAGGAAAUACGUCACCGGACUGCUUGCCUCUUCUGAGAUACGGAAGCUUG